Homo sapiens (human) is the source of this 1414-nucleotide messenger RNA. It is a transcript of the gene IGFBP2, whose product is annotated as insulin like growth factor binding protein 2. The transcript is spliced from 4 exons. Lineage: Eukaryota; Metazoa; Chordata; Mammalia; Primates; Hominidae. Gene Ontology annotation, biological process: negative regulation of canonical Wnt signaling pathway; response to estrogen; cellular response to hormone stimulus. Gene Ontology annotation, molecular function: insulin-like growth factor II binding; insulin-like growth factor I binding; insulin-like growth factor binding. The coding region runs from base 105 to 1082 and encodes 325 amino acids. Gene Ontology annotation, cellular component: extracellular region; non-collagenous component of basement membrane; apical plasma membrane. The record is from RefSeq and is marked reviewed.
GAGGAAGAAGCGGAGGAGGCGGCUCCCGCGCUCGCAGGGCCGUGCCACCUGCCCGCCCGCCCGCUCGCUCGCUCGCCCGCCGCGCCGCGCUGCCGACCGCCAGCAUGCUGCCGAGAGUGGGCUGCCCCGCGCUGCCGCUGCCGCCGCCGCCGCUGCUGCCGCUGCUGCUGCUGCUACUGGGCGCGAGUGGCGGCGGCGGCGGGGCGCGCGCGGAGGUGCUGUUCCGCUGCCCGCCCUGCACACCCGAGCGCCUGGCCGCCUGCGGGCCCCCGCCGGUUGCGCCGCCCGCCGCGGUGGCCGCAGUGGCCGGAGGCGCCCGCAUGCCAUGCGCGGAGCUCGUCCGGGAGCCGGGCUGCGGCUGCUGCUCGGUGUGCGCCCGGCUGGAGGGCGAGGCGUGCGGCGUCUACACCCCGCGCUGCGGCCAGGGGCUGCGCUGCUAUCCCCACCCGGGCUCCGAGCUGCCCCUGCAGGCGCUGGUCAUGGGCGAGGGCACUUGUGAGAAGCGCCGGGACGCCGAGUAUGGCGCCAGCCCGGAGCAGGUUGCAGACAAUGGCGAUGACCACUCAGAAGGAGGCCUGGUGGAGAACCACGUGGACAGCACCAUGAACAUGUUGGGCGGGGGAGGCAGUGCUGGCCGGAAGCCCCUCAAGUCGGGUAUGAAGGAGCUGGCCGUGUUCCGGGAGAAGGUCACUGAGCAGCACCGGCAGAUGGGCAAGGGUGGCAAGCAUCACCUUGGCCUGGAGGAGCCCAAGAAGCUGCGACCACCCCCUGCCAGGACUCCCUGCCAACAGGAACUGGACCAGGUCCUGGAGCGGAUCUCCACCAUGCGCCUUCCGGAUGAGCGGGGCCCUCUGGAGCACCUCUACUCCCUGCACAUCCCCAACUGUGACAAGCAUGGCCUGUACAACCUCAAACAGUGCAAGAUGUCUCUGAACGGGCAGCGUGGGGAGUGCUGGUGUGUGAACCCCAACACCGGGAAGCUGAUCCAGGGAGCCCCCACCAUCCGGGGGGACCCCGAGUGUCAUCUCUUCUACAAUGAGCAGCAGGAGGCUCGCGGGGUGCACACCCAGCGGAUGCAGUAGACCGCAGCCAGCCGGUGCCUGGCGCCCCUGCCCCCCGCCCCUCUCCAAACACCGGCAGAAAACGGAGAGUGCUUGGGUGGUGGGUGCUGGAGGAUUUUCCAGUUCUGACACACGUAUUUAUAUUUGGAAAGAGACCAGCACCGAGCUCGGCACCUCCCCGGCCUCUCUCUUCCCAGCUGCAGAUGCCACACCUGCUCCUUCUUGCUUUCCCCGGGGGAGGAAGGGGGUUGUGGUCGGGGAGCUGGGGUACAGGUUUGGGGAGGGGGAAGAGAAAUUUUUAUUUUUGAACCCCUGUGUCCCUUUUGCAUAAGAUUAAAGGAAGGAAAAGUAAA